Talaromyces stipitatus ATCC 10500 is the source of this 1323-nucleotide messenger RNA. RefSeq names its product cytochrome P450, putative. The transcript has 4 exons. The record is from RefSeq and is a predicted model, not a curated record. The coding region runs from base 1 to 1323 and encodes 440 amino acids. Gene Ontology annotation, molecular function: heme binding; iron ion binding; oxidoreductase activity, acting on paired donors, with incorporation or reduction of molecular oxygen. Lineage: Eukaryota; Fungi; Ascomycota; Eurotiomycetes; Eurotiales; Trichocomaceae.
AUGGAUCUUGUUCAGAGACGCCUACAUGAGAAAUAUGGAUACCUCAUACGUAUUGGUCCUAAUGAACUCUCCUGUGCAGACCCAAAGGCUAAAAAAGAUAUCUAUCGUUUGAGAAAUCCUCUUCAAAAGACGGAUUUUUAUAGCGUAUUCAAAAACCCUAAAAUUGGCGCUGGAGAGAAUCUAUUUAGCCUUACUAACGAAAAGGAGCAUAGCAAACUUAAGAGGGCAAUAGGUAAUGUCUAUAAGUUGGAAAAUAUAGAUGAAAAAUGUGUUGACCGAUGCUCCCAAUUAUUCCUCGGACGCAUUGGCGAAUUGGCAGACGAAGGGCACAAUAUUGAGCUCGGCAGAUGGCUCCAUAUGUUCGCCUACGAUACUAUCGGAGAGAUAUUUUUUGGUCAUAUGUUUGGUUUUAUGGAGCACCGCUUUGAUCACGGCUCAUACAUCGAGUCCGUGAAGCUGUUGAUGCCGAUACUGUGCAUAGCUGCUGUCAGUCCAGUAUAUCUUCGUCCAAUCAUAUUCGGCUUUUCUUUUAUGGUGCCAGCAAUUCGAAGGGCUUUUCAGGCGUUAGACAAUAUUAACUGCGCUGCUGAAAAUAUCGUGAAAACACAAUUAGAAACUGAACAGACAAACAAUAAUGGUCUUCUACAGAAACUAUUUAGCCUUGAAAAAAAGAAGGCUAUUAAUAUGGAUCAUGUUAAGAUGGAAGCCUGGUCUGCGUUAUUUGCUGGAGCAGAUACCACAGCCAUAGCGCUCUGUUCAAUAUUUUACCAUUUAAUGCGAAACCCGACGGCUUAUGAGAAACUACAAGUUGAGAUUGAUAGCACCUAUCUAUCGAUAUCCCCUGGGGAUGAUAUCAGCUUCAGUGAGGCAAGAAAACUGCCUUAUUUAAAAGCUUGCAUACUGGAAGCGACGCGCCUUUCCCCUAGCAUCGGUCUAACAUUACCUCGCGUUGUUCCACUAGACGGACUGAGUCUGUGCGGCCGUCAUAUCCCAUCAUCAUAUCGAGUGGGGAUUAAUCCUGCUGUGAUUCACUACGAUGAAACAGUAUUCGGCAGAGACGCAUCGCUGUUCCGUCCAGAGCGAUGGCUUGAGGAGAAUGCCGCAGAAGAUAUGGGUAGAUAUCUGCUUAACUUUGGCGCAGGGACAAGGACAUGCAUAGGACAGAAUAUUGCGAACCUCGAAAUGUAUAAACUACCUCUUGCAGUGCUACGGAGGUUUCACAUUUGUAUGAAACCAAACCAGGCAUGGAAGACACGAGACGUCUGGUUCAAUCAGCCAGAAGAACUUUAUGUGAAAAUCACAAGAAGGUCAUACCCUAUGUAA